AUGGUGAACCUCAUCAUCAACCCUCUUUCCAGAAAGCUCAAAAAGAUCAACUGCGACAGCGCGCCAAACACGCGUCUUUCUGCCAUCAUCGAGGCCUAUGCCAAGAAGAACAGCGUCUCCGAUCCAAACCGAAUUAAGUUUUCCUACCUUGCAGAGGAGAACGACAAGGAGAGGGACAAGAAGAAAAGGCUUCCUCUGAAAAGCUACUUGACACUCGAGGAAAAUGGCCUGGACUUUGCCAAGGCCUCCACACUCAACGUUUAUGCCAAGGACGUCGGGCCCCAGAUCGGCUGGAGAACCGUCUACUUUCUCGAAAACCUAGGACCAAUGAUCAUACACUCCUUGUUCUAUUAUGGGUACUACAGUGCAAGCGACAUGACCUACACCCAGGUGCUUGCCUACAACUUGACACUCUUGCACUACUUGAAAAAAGAGUACGAGACUUUUUUCAUCCACACGUUUUCUGCAGACACCAUGCCUUUUGCAUUUUUAUUCAGAAAAUCGGGCCACUACUGGAUCAACAGCUUGCUCAUUGCCUUCUCCGUCUAUUCCCCACAGAACGUUGUCUAUAGCAACAAAUUCUGGAGCGUGGUCCACCAUGUCGAGGACCGCUCCUUGGACGAAUUGAAGUGGUUCGGGGGUGCCUUGGUUCUCUUUGAGAUAUGUAACUUAUACUGCCACAUCAUCUUGAGAAGAUUGAGAUCGGACGGUACCAGAGCACACAAGAUCCCUCAUGGUUUCGCCUUCAAGUUUGUCUCUUUUCCAAACUAUCUUUUCGAAUUUCUCUCCUGGACUGUGUUUGCAGUCCUGACCAACAAUUGGUCCUCUUCCGUUGGUGCUUUUAAGUUCGGUCUCACGGAGUUAGGGUCGGAGUAG
Molecule: messenger RNA, 876 nt
Organism: Pichia membranifaciens NRRL Y-2026
Lineage: Eukaryota; Fungi; Ascomycota; Pichiomycetes; Pichiales; Pichiaceae
Exons: 1
Coding region: 1-876 (291 amino acids)
Biological process (GO): very long-chain fatty acid biosynthetic process
Molecular function (GO): oxidoreductase activity, acting on the CH-CH group of donors
Source: RefSeq, a predicted model, not a curated record